GGAAGUGUGGGUCGCCGAAAAAAAGGUUUGAAAACCACCACCCUAGACCAUCCUAGGACAGAAUAUGUACAGUAUAUUUGCUUUGGACUUCAUUGCUCCGUCUCCCUUCCUCCCUCUAACCCCUCCUCCAGACCGAAACAGGAAGUCCAUUCCACUCCCACAUUCUCUCUUCUGAAAAAAAGAAACGGAAUCUCUGUUCGUGUGACAGUGAACAACAACAGUCAGAAUGGCUCAGAAGGGAGUUCUGUUGGACCAGGACCAGUUCUGUUGUUCUAUCUGUCUGGAAUUACUAAAGGAGCCGGUCACUAUCCCCUGUGGACACAGUUACUGUAGGAGCUGUAUUCAGAGUUGCUGGGAUCAGGAUGAUCUGAAAGGGGUCUACAGCUGUCCUCAGUGCAGACAGACUUUUACCCAACGACCUACUUUAGGGAGAAAUAACAUUUUGGCAGAGGUGGUGGAGAAACUGAAGACAGGACUCCUGCCUUCUACCAGUAGUCUGUGCUAUGCUGGACCUGGAGAUGUGGCGUGUGAUUUCUGCACCGGGGCCAGAAAGCAAAAAGCCCUCAUGUCCUGUCUGGUGUGUCUGGUGUCAUCCUGUGAGACUCACCUCCAACCUCACUAUAAUGUCCCAGGACUGAAGAAGCACACGCUGAUCAAAGCCUCCUCACAACUAAAGGAGAAGAUCUGCUCCCAACAUGAUGAACUGCUGAAGAUUUACUGUCGUACCGAUCAGAAUUGUAUCUGUUUUUUAUGUACGAUGGAUGAACAUAAAGGCCAUGAGACAGUAACAGCUGCAGUGGAGAGGAAAGUGAAACAGAGUCAGCUGGGCAUGAGUCAGCAGAAAGUCCAGCAGAGAAUUCAGCAGAGAGUGACAGAGUUGAAGGAGCUCCAACAUGCUGUGGAGUCUCUCAAGCUCUCUGCACAGACAGCAGUGGAGGACAGUGAGGAGAUCUUUACCGAGCUGAUCCGCUCCAUUGAGAGAAGGAGCUCUGAGGUAAAGGAGCUGAUCCGAGCCCAGGAGAAGACUCAAGUGAGUGAAGCUGAAGGACUCCUGGAGCAACUGGAACAAGAAAUAGCUGAUCUGAGGAGGAGAAGCACUGAGCUAGAGCAGCUCUCACACACCGAGGAUCACAUUCAUUUCCUCCAGAGUUAUCAGUCUCUCUCCAGUUCUAGUGACGUUCUAUCUUCAGACAUACUCAGAAUCUUCAUCAAUCCUCUUCAGUACUUUGGAGAGGUGAAUAAGGCUUUGUCCGUGCUAAGAGAUAAACUAGAAGACGUCUUUAAAGGAGAAUGGAUCAAGAUCUACUCCACAGUGAAUUCAGUAAAGGUUUCAGGACCUCCAGAGCCCAUGACCAGAGAACAGUUCUUACAAUAUUCCUGUCAGCUCACACUAGACCCAAACACAGCACAGAAAUGCCUCUCUCUGUCUGAGGGAAACAGAAUGGUGAAACCUACAUCAUAUAUUGAAGAUCGAAAUCCUGACCAUCCAGAGAGAUUCACUGACUGGUGUCAGGUUCUGUGUAUAGAGGGUCUGUCUGGACGCUGUUACUGGGAGGUGGAAUGGAAUAGUAAGAAUGGUUUAACAGCAGUCUCGUAUAAAGACAUAAGUAGAAUAGUUAAGUGUAAUGAUUCUAGAUUUGGAAAGAAUGACAAAUCCUGGAGUUUAGAGUGCUAUAACAAUGGAUAUUAUAGUUUCAGACACAAUAAUCUUGAGACUAAAGUGCCAGGGCCAAAGUCCUCCAAAGUAGGAGUGUUCCUGGACUAUAAGGCAGGUACUCUGUCCUUCUACAGCGUCUCUGACACAAUGACCCUCCUCCACAAAGUCCAAACCACAUUCACUCAGCCACUCUAUCCUGGGUUAUAUGUUUGGUACCAAGGUGAUUCUGCUGAGCUGUGUCAACUGUAGAGUAUCUAAUAUUAGUGAUGAUUGAUCAUGUUUACUGUGUCAAUUACUGUGGUCUGUACAAUUAUUCCCUCUGAGUGAUUUCAUGAGUGAUACUGUAUAUAAUCAGGGGCGUAGGUAUGUGUUGCAUAUUGAGGUUACAGUGGGUCAGUGGGUCCUGGGAUUUUCACUCAUUUCCCGGGGUCAGGGAGGGAAUAAGAUGAAGUGGAGGCUUUUUGAAAGUAAUGGCUGUAAAAACUAUACUCAAAUGUUUUGAAAGUACAAUACAUAAAAGUGUGUAAAUAUAAAUAAGCAAAUGGAAAGCCCAAUAACUUCAGAAUACAUUUAAAUUGUAGUCAAUUACCAGCUUAAACUCAAUGUAACUGUCAUUGUAAGUGAGGGUUAUUUGGGGGGCUUUCACCUCGUUUGGGUUUCUUUGUAGAACUAUGAGAAAAUGUGUUUUUAACUUUUGAGUUUCAAAAUGAAUGAAAAUAAAGCUAAGCU
Esox lucius (northern pike) is the source of this 2386-nucleotide messenger RNA. Its product is annotated as tripartite motif-containing protein 16-like. Gene Ontology annotation, molecular function: zinc ion binding; protein binding. The transcript has 6 exons. The record is from RefSeq and is a predicted model, not a curated record. NCBI's taxonomy places the organism in Eukaryota, Metazoa, Chordata, Actinopteri, Esociformes, Esocidae. The coding region runs from base 227 to 1906 and encodes 559 amino acids.